AUGGACAUACCGGCGACAACAAGGGAGCCCUCCGUGUUUCGCGCUGCUGAGCUCGCCCCCAUGACGCCGGGCGGAAGAGGCCCGUCCACCAGCCCCGCAUUUCCGCCCAAGGCCAAAUUUCGUGGGAAUUCCAACUCGGCGGCGAAGAAUCACCAAGCAAGCGGGAUCGAGAUCGCGGGGAAUGCGCACGCGGUCUUCGCCCAGUCCCCCGCGAUUCAGCCGCGCUGCUUCCCGCCGACGCUUAGCAUUCCGCCCCCCCCGCAGCUGUUCCCCCCCGGCUCCCCGUCCGCGGCUGGCGGAGCCCCGCACCUGCAGGCGCCCGGCACCCCCAGCGCGGGGAUGAUCCGCGCACCUUCCCACCGCUUCCCCGCGUCUUCGACCGUCAACACCGCCGGUACUUACGGCAGCGGCGGGAGCGGAUGGAGCGGCGGAGGUGGUGGAGCUCAACCCGCGGAGUCUAUGAAGCGGAAGCGCCCGCGGUUCGCGGAGGAGCAGCUGGCGCAUUUGGAAGCGCAUUUCGCGGUGGAGCAAGAGCUGACGCCGGCGAGCAAGAAGCAGCUGGCGGCGCGGCUCGGCGUGAAGCCGCGGCAGGUGUGCGUGUGGUUCCAGAACCGCAAAGUGCGGCAGCGAACGCGGGAGCGCGAGACGGAGCUGGAGGGUAUGCAAGCGGCGUAUACGAAGCUUCAGGCGACGUGCCGCGAGCUGCAAGACGACUACGAGCUUCUGAAAUCGGACUACCAGGAGCUGCUGCUGCAGAACACGCAGCUUUUUGACAUGAUGCAGGAAAUCGAGCAGCAGCUGGGGAACCCGCAGCUCCCACCCGCCGAUCGCCCCGUCACGUCGCGAUUCAACGACACCACCGGCGGCGGCUCUGCUCCGGACAACCAGCCUGCCGGCUCUGCGCAGUCGGACCGCGCCGGGCAGUCAAACCAAUCCGAGGAAGAAGUGGAAAUUCCGUCUGCCCGGCUCCAGCCCCUUCAUCAGCAGCAGCAGCAGCGGGGGCAGGAGCGGCAGCACCUAGCGGCGGCUGCGGCGGCGCCAGCGGGGGAGGCGGAGGAGGAAGAGGAGGACGAGGAGGACGAGGAGGAGGAGGAAGAGAAUGUGGAAGAAUUUGCGCCGUGUGCUUCUAACCUUGGGAACAAGGAGACCUGCUUCCCAACCCAGGAGUUUUACCCUACAGCGGCUGGGGAGGUUUCCGGUUUUACCCCCAGCUCCCCUUCUGGUAACCCGUUCCACAUUCACACCAAGAAUCAAGUCAAUCUGGUCAAGCCCCCUUCGUACCAGAGCAACUCGCCUGAUUCGUCCUUGGAUGAGAUCGGCGGCGCGCCGUUCGCGCUCCCCCCUCCUGCCUUCCCCAUUGGCGUUGCGUCGUCAUCCCCGGCCGUGCCCCAGCCUGCCCCCCCGCCGCUCUUUGAGCCCCUCGGAGCUUUCGCCAGCGCUGGUAACCGCGUCGCGAAUAUGAACGAAUUCGCCAUCGCAGAGGGGGAAUCUGAGCGAUUCGUCGCUUCCGCCAACCAGCAGGAGGGUCCCGAUCUCUACGACCUCUAUUCCCACACUCCCGCUAACGGCGGCGGCGGCGCCGGAUUUCUGGAUGGUUGGAUGGACGGCGACGCGCCCGCGAUGCAGCAAUCUGCCGGCUUACCGUUCGGCCUGACGGCAAAGGCUCCGGCGGACGCGGAGGCGGAGGAUGGGGAGAGCGAUUCCGAGGCUGCGAGGAGAACAGCAGUGCAUGGCGGGAAGAAUGCUGCGUUUGCCCCUCCGACUGGCGAGCUCGUCGAGAAUGGUGUGUAUGUAGGGGCUGCUCUUGACGGCUUCUCCUCAUGGAAUGAUGGGCUGCCUCAGCCGUGUAUGGAAGGCGCGGGAGAGGCGGAACGGCGAUGCUCGGGUGGGGAAUUCGUGGGCUCAAGGGAGAAUAUGAGCGGAAGCAUGAGGGGGAAUCAGGAGCCGUUCGAUCUCCUCGGAAGCAUGGAAGGCGCGAUGGGAGGGAUGGGGUGUGCCGAGGAUGGCGGCGCGGGCGCUGGUGUUGCUGCUGCGGACGACAUGGCUAGCAUGUGCGGGUUUGACAUGCACGCUUACGCGGCUUUCUGA
Closterium sp. Naga37s-1 is the source of this 2088-nucleotide messenger RNA. NCBI's taxonomy places the organism in Eukaryota, Viridiplantae, Streptophyta, Zygnematophyceae, Desmidiales, Closteriaceae. The record is from the annotation of a GenBank genome assembly.